UUUGCUUACCUCCUCAUAAAAAGAAAUCAAAUUUGUCUGACAACUUCUGUCUUUUAUGAAUCCAUACUGUUACGUAAAAUAAUUUUUUUUUUUAGCAAAAACUCACCUAUGUGGUCUUUUGUAAAAUCUCCAGCAGGGGCGGACUGACCAUUUGGAAACUCGGGUACUGCCAGUAGAGUAGGGUCAGUAGGGGGCCCCAUGAGGUGCCCCUGGUACCUUUUUCAUAGGCUUUUUUGAGUUUGGGCAAGGACACAGGGUGCCCCAUGAUCCCCUAUUGCUCGGGGGCCCUAUGA
Molecule: messenger RNA, 293 nt
Organism: Staurois parvus
Lineage: Eukaryota; Metazoa; Chordata; Amphibia; Anura; Ranidae
Source: the annotation of a GenBank genome assembly